This is a messenger RNA of Physcomitrium patens, 3467 nucleotides long. Its product is annotated as E3 ubiquitin-protein ligase COP1-like. The record is from RefSeq and is a predicted model, not a curated record. NCBI's taxonomy places the organism in Eukaryota, Viridiplantae, Streptophyta, Bryopsida, Funariales, Funariaceae. Gene Ontology annotation, biological process: proteasome-mediated ubiquitin-dependent protein catabolic process. Gene Ontology annotation, molecular function: ubiquitin protein ligase activity; protein binding.
AGCAAACAGUGGCGCGGUGACUUCCAGAGGCCGACUUGAGAGUGGCUAUGGCGUCGCAGUCACACGGUCACAUGCUGAUGCUGCUCAGUGCGCCUCUUUUUCAUUCUGCGGGGCGCAAGUUGCUCCCGUUAAGUACCCUCCGGGUUGUCGCUCUUCAGUUCGUCACGUUCUUGCGGUGCCAUCAAUCUCUCUUAUGCUUUGUUUGGUUCAAUUUCCGGUUGGAACAGUGGCGAAUAGUUAUCGAGGCGUCGGGGCGACGGGCUUUACAUAUGUAGUGGUCGAAGAGUAUUCUCAAUGCGCAUGUAGCUUCGUUGUUGCGGAGUUGGAAUUCUCGGACGACAGUUAGUGAGUUUAUUGGAGAUUGAGACUUGGUUGAAGCUGAAGGGAGUGGUGGGGGAUUUGUUUGGGAGUGGAAUUUUGUGGAGUGUGAUGGAUUGUCGGAACCUGGAGGCUGUAUCUGGAGAACUCUUGGAUAAGCGUUGCUGGCCAGUUGGAGAUCGCGUCGGUAGCUGAAGAGGUGGUGUUAUGGUGCAUUGUGACGUGGUGCUGUUUGGAGCGACGCUGCGAAAGGGGUGGUUUCGUUUGCGAGAUUGGUUGUGCUACGGUUUUCUGAGCUGAGAGGUUUUUGAUGAGCUUAGUUGACGAGUUCCGGAAGUCCACAUCACGGGGGGUAAGGCGGAUGGUUCGGAUUCCAAAGGCCUUCUCCCACCUCACGUCAUUAGGGUUUUUCGAAGUCUUUGAUUAUUUUAGUUGGACAAUGCGAUCUACUGCACCAAUUUCUUGUUUUGAAAUUGACGAGAAUGUGUCAAACUGUGACUUGGAGCGUCAGUGAAUAUUUCUUACCCUCGGAAGGGGCAUUUGGAGCUCAAUCUUAAGCGCAGGCGUGAGGUUUCUUGAGGAUUAGGAUUUGGAGAUGAGCAGAUGGCUCGUUUCGCAGCAUCUGGAUUCUUAAAGUAGAUUGAGCGGUUUUCGAGAGAAUUCGUGUGCAGGCAGCUUUGGAAAUGGCAACUGUUGUGACGAAGUGAAGCUUUGACAUGAGGGCAACAAGCAGAGCGGAUAUGGAAGAAGGGCCAGAGCCGUUUACCGAGGGGUCGGUGGGGCUCCAUGUUCUCUCCGUAGGAGAUGUGAAGCAAGAUCAGCGGUUGAGCUCCUGGCCUGAGGAUGAUAACAAGUACGCGGUUGUAGUUGCAGUAAACCCUGCAUUGGACAAGGACUUCCUCUGCCCUAUUUGCAUACAGACUAUGAAGGACGCUUUCUUGACCGCAUGCGGGCACAGCUUUUGUUACAAGUGUAUUAUGACGCAUUUAAGCAACAAGAACAAUUGUCCUUGCUGUGGAUUGUACCUUACUAACAGCCAGAUUUUUCCCAAUUUUUUACUUAGUAAGUUUUUAGGAAAGGCGCCCACUUCCCAGCUUGUCAGUAACGCAUCUCCAGCUGAGCAUUUACGGCUCGCCCUUCAGCAGGGUGCGGAUUUACCCAUUGAAGACAUAGACUCUCUUAUGCACUUACUGUCGGAGACGAAACGAAAAGCUGAACAAGAAGAAGCCGAAACUAAUAUGGAGAUUUUAUUGGAGUUUCUAGAUCGAUCUCGGCAGCAGAGACAAGAAGAGUUCAACCUUAUUCAAGGGGAUCUUCAGUUUCUUAGGGAAGAUAUCAGCAUUGUGGAGAAGCAGCGGCAAGACCUCGUACGAGCUAAGGAGAAAUAUGGUCUAAUAAUUCGCUUGAGUGGAUCAUCAUCCUGCAUGCCAGACACUUUAGGUUAAGUGAUUUUGAACACAAAAAAUGGCGGAGCUAUUUCUCAGAAUCGAUGUGGUCAAGAUGGUGCAUCAGUUCCAGCAACUUUGCUUCCCACUAGUGUUCAGAGAGAUCAGAGAGGGCGUGGUACUUCUAUUGAGCCCCAUAAAAAGGAAAUAUUAGCAGAAGGUGUGACAUUGAACAAGUGCCAAACCGACUCGCAGCGGUUGUCAUCUUCACCAGCGGUUCUGACAAUGGCAAAGAAACGCCGUGUGUUGGCUCAGUUUGAGGAUUUACAAGAAGCUUAUCUGCAGCACAGGAGGAAAGUAACACAGGUUCAAGGUCAGAAACAAAAGGUACAGAAAACGGUUGCAGAUAAGAGCGAAGAAGUUACAUUCGCAGGUUCCGAUCGGUACUGCUCCGGCUUAAAUGAUUUCCAGUCCGUCCUCACUGCCUUUACACGCUACAGUCGGAUGCGUGUAGUUGCAGAGCUGCGUCACGGAGAUUUAUUUCAUUCCUCAAAUAUUGUUUCAAGCAUUGAAUUUGAUAGGGAUGACGAAUUCUUCGCAACUGCUGGUGUUUCAAGGCGGAUCAAAGUUUUUGAAUUUGCAACGGUUGUCAAUGAGUUGGCUGAUGUCCAUUGUCCAGUAGUGGAGAUAUCAACACGGUCAAAAUUAAGUAGCCUAAGUUGGAAUAAGUGCAUCAAAUCGCACAUUGCCAGCAGUGAUUACGAAGGCAUAAUUACUGUCUGGGACAUCAAUACACAUCAGAGCGUCAUGGAAUAUGAAGAACACGAGAAACGGGCCUGGAGUGUAGAUUUUUCACGAACUGACCCGACUAUGCUUGUGUCAGGAAGUGAUGACGGCAAGGUGAAACUAUGGUGUACAAGGCAAGAGUCAAGUGUACUUACCAUGGAUAUGAAAGCAAAUAUUUGCUGUGUGAAGUAUAAUCCAAGUUCAAGCAACUACGUGGCUAUUGGUUCUGCGGAUCAUCACAUUCAUUACUUUGAUGUGCGUAGCCCUCAGUUACCCCUGUAUGUGUUUCAUGGUCAUCGUAAAGCUGUUUCUUAUGUCAAAUUCUUAUCUUCAAACGAGUUGGCAUCUGCAUCAACCGACAGCACUUUGCGUCUUUGGGAUGUCAAGUCGAACUGCGCGAUAAGGACACUGAGAGGACAUACCAACGAAAAGAAUUUUGUUGGGCUAUCUGUUAACAGUGAAUAUAUAGGUUGUGGUAGUGUAACAAAUGAGGUGUUUGUUUACCACAAGGCCAUGUCGAAACCAACAUGUUCGCACAGAUUUGGAUCCCUAGAUGAGGAAAGUGAUGAUGAUACCUCCCACUUCAUAAGUGCCGUGUGUUGGAAAAGUGAGAGCCCCACCAUGCUUGCGGCCAAUUCCCAAGGCACAAUCAAAGUCCAGGUGCUUGCUCCUUGAUUCAAUUGCGAUGUCUGUGCCUUUCGGGCCAUGAGUUGUAACAAGGUUGCAGGAUGUACCUUCAUUUUAUCAAUGAUCCAUUCUAGUUUUGAUUGGUUCAUGUAAUCUAUCCCCUGGUUUCUACCCGUGAAUGUUAUUAAGAAACCUAUUUUUGGUAGCCCUCUUUGAUACACGUCCCGACUUGACGGAUUUCUCUGUUUCUGUGAGAAGAGGUUUUUCGCUACGAUAAAUACCAGCGUGGUGCAAACUACGAUAAAUGAGAGUUGUUUUUGGAACCGAUUUUCCCUGGUUUUGGUCCUAUUA